This is a messenger RNA of Chionomys nivalis (European snow vole), 7105 nucleotides long. RefSeq names its product plexin domain containing 2 (gene Plxdc2). The transcript is spliced from 14 exons. The record is from RefSeq and is a predicted model, not a curated record. Bases 841 to 2433 code for a protein of 530 amino acids. Lineage: Eukaryota; Metazoa; Chordata; Mammalia; Rodentia; Cricetidae.
AGUGUAGAGCUGGAGCGCGGGGGAGCGCGGCGGCGCCUCUGCCACCAAACUCCUGGGGCUCCGCGGUGUUCGGAUCCAUCUCUUCCCUAGCCCGCGGAAGCCUCACCAGGCUGCAGCUUCACUUUUUCCUCGUUUUUCUUUUUCUUUAAAAAGCACACCCCUCUCCACCCCAGCCUUCUGAUCACCGCAGCCCAGACAUUCCCGGGCUCAUCUUUCUGGGGCUGCCCAUCUCUCCCACUGCCGGUGACGACGCGCGCCCAACGUUGGGCGAAGCAAAGAAGAAAAACUUGUCGGAGGGGUUUCUCCAGCCUCCACUAACCCGCCCUCUCCCGCGAACCCCAAGCAUCCGCGGAAGCCAGUCCUAAGUCUGGGAAAGUUCCUCCAGUGCUCGGCGCCCUCUUAGAUCUGCAGGGCACGGGUGCUGGCUGUGGAAUUAGAUCUGUUUUGAACCCAGUGGAGCGCGUCGCGAGCGCUCGGAAGUCACCGUCCUCGGGAGCCCGGGUGGCGCUGCUUGUGAGGAUCCGGGAGUUUGCCGGCCCGGCUGCAAGUGACCUUUUCUCCACGAACUUGGUGGUCCUGUGUGUGUCGCCUGAGGGCUGCGAGGGUGGCAAGUUGAGGAGUGAGCCCCCGAAGUCCGGAGAGGACUAGGCUGUCCCUCCUUCUCUCGUCGCUGUUCUCUGCUACUGUGAGAGAAAGCCUAUCGAAACUGACCCGGACCUCCGGAUCCCAUCCGAGACCCACCGCAGAGCUCGACCGCUAGCCCCAUUUCCACAGAGAGCCCGGAGCCCAGGGCGGCAAGGAAAGACUCGAGGGGCUGGGAAGGGAGGUCGAGGCAGCAGCAUGGCGAGGUUCCUGAGGGCAGACCUGGCGGCAGCAGGAGUUAUGCUACUUUGUCACUUUUUAAUCGAACAAUUCCAGUUCGCCCAAGGGGAGCCUGGAAAUCAAAUCACUGAUUGGAAGUAUGAUGUUUCAAAGGCCUUUCCUCAAAGAGACGAUGGGGUGGAUGUGGACUCACAAGCAUACAGCCACAGAUGGAAAAGAAACUCAGACCCUUUUAAGGCAGUAGACACAAACAGAGCCAGCGUGGGCCAAGACUCGCCAGAGCCCAGAGGCUUCACUGACCUGCUACUGGAUGAUGGCCAGGACAACAACACCCAGAUCGAGGAGGACACAGAUCACAAUUACUACAUAUCUCGGAUAUAUGGCCCAACGGACUCUGCCAGCCGAGAUCUGUGGGUGAACAUAGACCAAAUGGAGAAAGACAAAGUGAAGAUUCAUGGGAUAUUGUCCAACACUCAUCGGCAAGCAGCGAGAGUGAAUCUGUCCUUCGAUUUUCCAUUUUAUGGUCAUUUUCUACGUGAAAUCACUGUGGCUACUGGGGGUUUCAUAUACACUGGAGAAGUUGUACACCGAAUGCUAACAGCCACACAGUAUAUAGCACCUUUAAUGGCAAAUUUUGAUCCUAGUGUAUCCAGAAAUUCAACCGUCAGAUACUUUGAUAAUGGCACAGCACUUGUUGUCCAGUGGGACCAUGUCCACCUGCAGGAUAAUUACAACCUGGGAAGCUUCACAUUCCAGGCAACACUCCUCAUGGAUGGACGCAUCAUCUUUGGAUACAAAGAAAUACCUGUCUUGGUCACACAGAUAAGUUCCACCAACCAUCCAGUGAAAGUCGGGCUGUCUGAUGCAUUUGUCGUUGUCCACAGGAUCCAGCAAAUCCCCAAUGUUCGAAGAAGAACAAUUUAUGAAUAUCACCGCGUAGAACUACAAAUGUCAAAAAUUACCAACAUUUCAGCUGUGGAGAUGACCCCACUCCCCACAUGUCUGCAGUUCAAUGGCUGUGGUCCUUGUGUAUCCUCUCAGAUUGGCUUCAACUGCAGUUGGUGUAGUAAACUUCAAAGAUGCUCCAGUGGAUUCGACCGCCACCGACAGGACUGGGUGGACAGUGGAUGUCCAGAAGAAGUACAGUCAAAGGAGAAGAUGUGUGAGAGCGCAGAGCCAGCGGAGAGUUCUCAAACCACCACAACCUCACACACAACCACCACGCAAUUCAGGGUCCUGACCACCACCAGGAGAGCCGUGACAUCCCAGCUGCCCACCAGCCUGCCCACGGAAGAUGACACAAAGAUAGCACUGCAUCUCAAAGAUAAUGGAGCCUCUACAGACGACAGUGCAGCUGAGAAGAAAGGAGGAAGCCUUCACGCAGGCCUCAUUGUUGGAAUCCUGAUCCUGAUCCUCAUUAUAGCGGCAGCCAUUCUGGUGACAGUAUAUAUGUAUCACCACCCAACAUCAGCCGCCAGCAUCUUCUUCAUUGAGAGACGCCCAAGCAGAUGGCCAGCAAUGAAGUUUCGAAGAGGAUCGGGACACCCUGCCUAUGCGGAAGUUGAGCCCGUUGGAGAGAAAGAAGGUUUUAUUGUGUCAGAGCAGUGCUAAAAUUUUAGGACAGAGCAGCACCAGUACUGGCUUACAGGUGUUACAACUAAACUUUGCUUAUACCUUUAAAACAGACACACACCACAGCCACACACAAAGGAGCCCUAAACUGCUGUAGCCAGAAGGGAGACAAGAUUUCUGGACGAGCCCAGCCCAGGAACAUUGAAAGGAAAACUCAGACUUGUACAAGACACCAUGUACACUGAUUAUAACAUUCCCUACCGGAAUGACAUCCAUGGCUCACGAAGAACAUCUCCUGUGGACUUGCCAGAAGUGUGACAAGAUGACAAUGUUUUUGGUUUAGGUGCAGGGUUGCAAAGGGAUCAAGGAAAAAUAAUAAUAAUAAAUAAAGCUUUAGUUCACAAGGGAUUUACUCCUUUGGUUCCAAUGUUCUCUGAUGUCUCAAAGAUAACCAUGUUUCAGAGUCCUAAUGUUUUCACUGGGAAGAGCAAUGAUGAAUGCUUCAAGAUUGCUGGAAACAAUGGCUCACAUGAGAGCAAAACCAAACAGAAACAGAGGUUUCUCUAUCUUUUCCAAACAGACUUUCGGCAAAAGAAUUUUAGUUUUUGCUCUAAAUCCAGACGCUCCACCAGGUUCAUUACUUCUCAGGAUGAACCUUUCAUCUGUUUGGAAGUUCACUAUGCCUGCCUCUUCCUGGGUAAUGAGCACCCUUUCUGUUGGCUGUGACACAACUUCCCAAUGCUAAGCUGAGGACUAGAGAGGAGGGCAUAGCCGGUGAGGGUUUCCAUUCUCUCACUUCAGAAUGAGUUUGUUGUCAGAAGUGCUGCCUCCUCUCCCACCUGGACUCCUGAGAAGCCGCAUUUAAUCUUGGCUAAUGGAAAGAGACAGAAAUAACAAGAAGAAUAGGUGGUCAUUUUUUGAGACAAAUAUCUUAAGGGAUUUAAACACUGUUAUUUUGAAAGUUCACCAUAUCUGUAUGACAAACCCGUUUCAUUGUCAGUUCCUGUCUAAGAAAUCAUUCAAGUCAACGUAUUUCUGGUGAUAGGGGAAAAAACAGAAUGAAAUAACCCUGCUGAAUCACACAGUAAUUUUCUUUAAAGCACAUAGUAGUUACAUAAAUAUAUAAAUAUAUAAAUAUAUUUUUGUUUAUAACUAACACAAGGCAGGCUCUUGUGGCUCUAAAGAGUGUAUUUUGUCAUCAAGACAAAACAAAUGCAAGAUGAAUCACGGCAUUCCUCCCACAACACUGUAAGAUAAUCCUUAAUAUUAGCAUAUUUUUAUGUCACUUCCAGAAGUGCUUCAUUUAGUUGCAGCACACAUCGUUUUGCCUCCUAUUGGAUCGACUCUUUCAUUCAUUCCAACCCCCUCUCUCCUUGAUGCCAAGAAGCAGUUGUAAAUGUCCCUUGAGUGGAGUUCUCACUGAUACUCUGAUUGCAAUCCGAACUUUGAAAAAUUCCCAAAAGAGAAGAAAGAAAAUGUACCAGUCAAAAAGGGAAGUUGGUAAUGUAAACAAUAUCUCUAAAUCUGAGGUUCUGUGGUUUAGAAUUCUGCCAACCACCAAAACUGUAAACCUUUUCAUUCAACAUUUGCAGAUGUUUGCAGACUCAAGUUACACAAAGCAACGGUUCCCAGUAUUAGCACUUCACUGACAGUUUGCAAUCUAUGUAGAAUGUCUACACUGGACAGCAUCCAUCCCCUAACAGAGUGUCACAUUAUCAUCCCCAGUGUCUGGCAUAAGUGAGGGCUCUUUUCUGCCACAUGUAUUUUGCUUUAUUCCUUGAAGUAUUUGAAGACAGUAACUUUUCCCUAACCUCAGAUAAAACUAUCAGAAAACAAAGGUAGGCGAACAGCAUAAUUGUAGGAUGUGAUGACAAUCUGUGCCCCAGGUAUGCUCAAGCAAUAAGAAAUAUCUCAGCUUAUUCUUGUUGGUGCAAUUUUGGUGAGAAAGCAGUAUCCAAAUGACUUGCCAAUGUAACUGGUGCAACUGGUAUUUUACAGACACAGAAGGUAUGCAUAGACGACUUUCCUUUUAGGAUAAGAUAAUGCUUUCACAAGCUUUGACAAUAAGCCUGGCUUCCAAAAGCAAUGGAUUGGCAGCCACAUAAAUCUUUUGCAUCUGCAUCUCACUCAACGUAGUUCCUACAAGUAGUAAUGUUAUCUUUAUACCCUUCAAACCCCAUCUUCCAUUUUUAAUUAAAACCAUUGAUAAUUCUUUUAAAUGAAUACAUAAGACCCUCUGACUUACUCGGUGUAUCAAAGAACCAAGUAACAGAGAAGUUGGAAGCAAGAAGGUUUCUAAGUUAUGUGGAAACUUUCUAAGUUAACAGAGAGAGAGAGAGAGAGAGAGAGAGAGAGAGAGAGAGAGAGAGAGAGAGAGAGAGAGAGAGAGAGAGAGAGAAAAUAAGUACUGCAUUGUAUGAAUCCACAAAAAUUCUGGUAGAAUCUCUUUGCUCUAUGAAACUUUAAUUCUGUUUGUACUUCUGGUCUGUUCUCGAAUUCUGUUUACUUCAGAGGAAGGGCACAUAAAGGUUCUAGAAAUUUCAAAAAGGAGUCCAGUAUUGUGGACUAUAUAUGGAUUAUGUAUUACAAAAGAUAGGCACAAGUACCUUAGUCAAUAUUCUGUGAGCAUGAAGAAAGAAUGUCAAUGGUGUUCUUCUGAGAAGAAUAACAAUGGGAUGCAUACAACCAUAAGAAGAAACCAGGGAAGUGGUCCUGCAAGGGAACUUAACUAUUUUACCUUAACUACAAGAGUAAUGAUCAGUGAUGAGAGCUGCAAAUCACCCAACCAGAUGGUACAGGCUUGUUUGUGAAUGAUUGGGACCUUAAAGAGCACUGACAAAUAGAAAGAUAAAUGUUAAUGGCCAAUGGCAAUUGAGCACAAAUGUUUUUCUGUAAGGUUUCUAGGGUAUUUGGUAGACUCUCGAAUGAGGUAGAAAGUUGCUGUCCACUAUUGAAUCUACUAGCCAAUUAUGGCUAAUGAUUUUAAUACAAUUUAUAUUCAAUCUUGUGGUCACAUUUCAAGGACCCAUAGCCACACAUGGCUCAUUACUAUCAUUUUAGGCUACACACAACAUUCUAGCAAUGCAGAAAAGUUUACUAUAAAGUACUAUAAUGUUUUAAUUGAACUAUUUAUUCUUAAAGAAAAUAGUAGAAUGAAGGAAAGAAGGAAGGAAGAAAGGAAGGAAGGAAGGAAGGAAGGAAGGAAGGAAGGAAGGAAGGAAGGAAGGAAAUAUGUUAGCUCUUAAACACACCCAAACACUUUUUUCUUAUAAUCUAAGAGAAGCCACAAAGAGAAAUAAAGAGAAGACCAGUUGACAUGGAUUUGUGUCUUUAUAGCAUUUUCUUGGAAAAAAUAACUUCAACUUCCAUGAGUCUCAAUUUUCUAGUUGGAAAAAAUUUUUAAAUAUGUUGUUCCAUCUUUUUUGCAAGAUUGUUUUGCAGACUGAUUAAAUAUACAGAUUGUAAAGACUUUCAAAACCUGACAUCAAUGUAAUCUGUGAAGCUCAUCUGUAGGGCCAAGACUGAAUUGCACACAAAGGAAGUUCAUUAUUCCAAAAAGCAACUAAAGACAAUCGAGGCAAUACAUUCUUGAGGAAAUGCCAAAGCACAUAACAAAACUGCUUGAAUUUCUUUUUGUCUGUGUUUUCUUUUUCCUUUUGUCCAUGUUUUUUUCUUUCCUGACUCUUUUUCUUAUUUGCCCACUUGCUGUGUCUCUUCCACUUGCCUGGGCUCUUUCUUAUGUGGAGUCACUUGGUGCCUUUGUUUUUCUGCUUUUACACUUUUCUCCUCAUAAUAAAUGGAAUCCCAGGAUCUUAGCAGAGGCUCGUUUGAAAACAAAGCAAAUGAUAAUGCAAACAUUAGUUAUCUCAUAUUUAUUUCAUUUCUAUUACAAACGUAAGGAGCUAUGAAGUGAAAACAUAAAUAUGGUGGAGACUUGUUUUUAAUGUAAAUUCUGCAAAUGAAGACGUUAUAAAAGGAAUAAAAUACUUUAAAGUAUGAUCACGUCUAGAUAAUAUAUGGUGUGGGAAGGCAUCUCAUACAUUUCAUUGAUAAGAAAACCAAGGCUUGAAUAAAUAUAAUAAGUCUUUCUGUUGUCAAAAGUGGGUUUUGAACUUAAAAUUCUCAAUUGGUCUUUUUGGUUUCAAUUGUUAUUGCUUUCAUUUCUUUGUAAGCAAUUAAGACAAACAAACAGAUUAAAGGCAUAAUCCAUGACAAAAUCAACUUUAUCUCCUGUAGGGAUGAUUUCUAUAUCUUAUAUAAUACUAUGAAACAUGAAACAACCUUCGUGUAUCCUGUUACUAUCUUAAGAAUGUUGUUAUUCUGUUUCAAGUUCCAUCUCUCAUAGGGUCCUUAUGUGUCCUCUCUCCACCUUCUUUGCUGUGGUCCUCAGGUUAGCAAUGCUAUUUAUCUUUGUCAUUUAACUGUUCUUAUGCCUUGUUUCAUUCCUACUCAAUUGUAUUUGAAAACUAAUACUGUUUAUUGAAGAAUUCGUAUCUCAUAGAUAAUCAGUUUUUACUUGUUCAUGAAAACUAUUUAGAAACUGUGUCCUGAGAUGGUCUUAUGGGAAAUUUUGACAUCAGAGGUGUUACCUACAAUAUACUCAUAUCAUUGUGUUUUUAUAAAGCACUUUACAUUUUACAGAGUACUUUGAUUCAUCCUUUUACUUGUUCAUACAUUGAAGCAUACAAUUAAUAUUACUUUGUUAAAUACC